This is a messenger RNA of Thrips palmi, 2934 nucleotides long. RefSeq names its product ribosome-associated molecular chaperone SSB1-like. Lineage: Eukaryota; Metazoa; Arthropoda; Insecta; Thysanoptera; Thripidae. The record is from RefSeq and is a predicted model, not a curated record. The transcript is spliced from 12 exons. Gene Ontology annotation, molecular function: ATP binding; ATP-dependent protein folding chaperone. Bases 16 to 2934 code for a protein of 972 amino acids.
UGUUCAAAUAAUGGAAUGAAGCGGUGUCAGGACAUGGCUCGGCAGGGAUCCGCACCAGAGGUGGUGCUGGGCAUCGACCUCGGCACCACCAAGUCCGUGAUGGCCGCGUUCCUGGAGGACGACGUGGAGGUCCUGCAGAACGACAUCGGCAGCCGCAGCACCCCGAGCUGCGUCCACGCGUCCAUGGACGCCGGGGACGCCGUGAGGGACGUCGGGGAGGCCGCGCUGCGCCUGGCGGUCAGCCACCCGCACAGCACCGUGCGCAACGUGAAGAGCGUCCUAGGACGGGCCCACCAGGACGUCGGCUCUGACCAUCACCUGGGCCCCAUCAAGCUGGGCCAGUCCAACUUGGGCCAUGGCGUGUCUAUCUACCUGGAGGGAGGCGUCGUGAUGGCUGCGGAGGAGGUGACCAGCAUGCUGCUGGUGCACUUGAAGAAGGCCGCGGAGGAGCAGCUGGGCCGCGGCGACAUCAACUUUGCCGUGAUCGCAGUCCCCGCCUACUUCAACGCGGCUCAGCGGAAUGCGGUUCGAGACGCCGCGUACCUCGCUGGGUUGCGGGUGCUGCACUUGGUGAACGACACGUCCGCCGCCGCCCUGGUGUACGCGCGAGAGCGCGACCAGCCCAAGACCGUCCUGGUCGUGGACGUCGGCGGGGGCGGCAGCAGCGUGGCCGUGGUGCGGACCGAGUUCAGCGCCGUGCGAGUGCUGGCCGCGUCGGACAGGCGCCUGCCGGGAGGGGAGGACUUCGACGCCCGCAUGGUGGAGCACUUCAAGGAGGUCAUCAAGCAGGCCCACGGCCUGGAGGUGACGUCCGCCCGAUCCCUGGAGAUCCUCCGCGGCCAGUGGGAGAAGGCCAAGCAGAAGCUGUCGCGCAUCCCCAGCACCAAGAUGGCCACCUUCCUGCCCGACGGCGACCUCGACUUCCAGGCGGACGUGUCCAGGGCCGCGUUCGAGGAGCUGUGCCGCCCGCUCUUUGAGGCCAUCGUCGACGAGGUGAAGCGCACCCUGCUCAAGGCCGAGGUGGCGGUGAACCAGGUGGACGACGUGGUGCUGGUGGGCGGCUCGUCCCGCAUCCCCGCCCUGCGCGCCAUGGUGCAGUCCGAGCUGGCCCAGCGGCCGCUGUGCAAGGCCGUGAGCGCGGACGAGGCGGUGGCCAAGGGCGCCGCGCUGCUGGCCGCGCAGUGCGUCCGCCUGGAGGAGGUGACGCCGCUCGUCCUCAAGGUCACCGCGGCCGGCAACGAGGUCGUCGUGCCCGCCAACACCGCCCUGCCGUUGACACUCGCCAUGCCGGGCAACUCCACCGUCGUGGUGGAGCAAGGCUGUCUCGAUCAGCCGAGCCUCGUGGUCAUCCACGAGAAGAAGAGCGUCCAGGCAGUCAAGUUCAGCAUCGACCCUUGCGGCUUUUUCCGCUUCCUCGACAGCCAGGGCGCGUCCAUGAAGCUGUUGCCUCGCGGCUGUAUUGGCGGUCCAGCGCUGACCCAGAUCCGGGACAAGGUGCAGAGUCGGAUCCAGGACGAGGAGGAGGACCGGCGGAGGAUCGAGUUGAAGAACGAGCUGGAGGAGAGGUGCCGGGCCUACCUGAGCCAGGAGGAAGAGGCAGCGCAGGGCGACCCGGACGAAGCCCUGGUCAGGGACUUGCGGCGCGACUGCGAAACUCAUCUGCAGUGGCUGGAGGCGAACCCCACCGCCGCGAAGGAGGAACUGGAUACCCGGCACGCUUCACUCACAGGCUGCUGGCUGAAUCUGGACGAGAGUCGAGAGCAGAGGAGAGCUGCCAACGCCAGAGAAGCCGAGAGGCAGAGAGUCGAGAGCGAGACAUUCAAGAUGCGCAAGAAUCUGGAGGAAAAGUGCCUGUCGUACCUGCAGGAACCAGAGGCAGCAUAUGGCGACCCCGACGCGGAUCUGGUCCGGAAUUUACGACGCGAGUGUGGACGGCACCUGCAGCUGCUGGACGCAGACCAUGACUUCUCGCUUGAUGAGCUGGAGCUCAAGCAUGCGUCGGUCUCGAGCCUUUGGUCUGAGCUGAAGGAGAGCCGAGAGCGGAGGGAAGCCCAGCGCGAGGAGGCCGAGAGGUUGCAGAGGGAGCGUGAAAGAGAAGCGUUGAGAAGGCAGAGGGAAGAUGAAAUAAGAAGGCAAAGAGAAGCCGAGAGAAUGCAGAGGGACGAUGAAAUAAGAAGGCAAAGAGAAGCCGAGAGAAUGCAGAGGGAAGAUGAAAUCAGAAGGCAAAGAGAAGCCGAAAGAGGGCAGAAGGAAGCGGAGAGAAGGCAACGGGAAGAUGAAAAGCAAUGGGCGGCUAUCAAGCGAAGUGAAGAGCUAAGAAACCAGAAGGAGGGUGACAUGAAGAAAGAAGCAGAUAGAAGGCCGAGACAAGCCCAGACGUACAGCCAGGUGGCCCAGAAGAGACCUGCCGCCGGGAGGAGCGAUCAAGGUGCUGGAGACGAGGCGGGGCCGCGCGACCCGCGAGUCGCUCUGGAGGACUCGGUGCGCCAGAUGUACAAGUGCGUGUUCAGGAGCGAGGCGCUGCGACGCAAGUCGUUCUCGCUGCAGCCCCAGGACCCCAGGCCCAGCCCCAGGCUCCCCGCGACGCGGGUGGUGCGCGCGCUGGCGGACGGCGAGGCGGUGAGGGCGCUGCAGGCCGCGGCGACGGCGGGGCGCGCCCUGCUGGUGGUGGAGCAGGUCGCGGCGCCGGGCCGCCUGCUGGUGGCGCUGAGCGCGCGCUUCCUGGCCGGCCACGGAGCCCGGAAGCCGGUGGAGAGGCUGCUGCUGCUGCGGGACGCGCUGACGACCACCGGCGAGGACCUGCUGCUCCGCCUGGACGGGCUGCUGGCGGACGCCGGCGUGCAGGUCGCCUGUGCUGAGCACACUCUGUUCAGCAUGUACUCACACUGCAAAAAGAGUACUCAGAUGAGUACACUGCAACAAGAGCGUGCUUAG